Messenger RNA from Haemonchus placei, 408 nucleotides. The record is from the annotation of a GenBank genome assembly. Lineage: Eukaryota; Metazoa; Nematoda; Chromadorea; Rhabditida; Trichostrongylidae.
AUGGAAAACUCGAUACAGGAAGCCAAAAAAGCUGCUCAAGAUAAGAUUCAUGAGAAUGCGAAAAGCCAAUUUGAAAAGAAGUCUCCUACAGACAUCGCGCGAGUCACUGAAGCAGGAGGCCUCUACGAGCAGAUCAAUGAUCCUAAUAUAUAUAAAGAAGAAGAAGGGUCAUACUCAGAGACGUCUUUGGCUCCUAGUAGGCAUAAUGAAAAGGUGUUUACACAACAGCAGGGAAUGGAGCAACAGCUGGAAAUGCGUCAUAAUGCUGAGGAUCCGCAUUUGUCUAGAGUUCGGAUUCAGCGGUUAACGCAGCGCGUUCACAGUGGCCAUCAGCAGCAGCAGCAACAACAACAGCAACAGCGACAACACUUUGCAGAGCAUCUUGUUCGACAGGUGAAAUUUACUUAA